UGUCCGAUUGCAGGCGGCAGCAGCGGCGUGGAGUGGGAAGAUGGCGGUGGAUUGGUCAUGUCCGUUCAGUGUUAUGAUGGCAUCUAGAUUACACCAGUGUGUUUGAGACGGACAAUGACUGUCUCUAUUCCUCAUGACAGGUUACGGUGUUGCUCUAGUGUGUACGUCAUCUUUAUGACAAGCAUUGAUACUUUGUUCCACUACGGACAACUGGAUGGAUAACUUAUUAGCUUUGAGAAAGAGGUUAAUGAGGACUGAGAAAACCUCACAAAGCUCAAGAACAGACUUUAGCAGUGUCCGUUUAGGUGACCAGUCUGAUGACUGUUCUCAGCAGGGUUAUUCCCCUGCUUUGACCACGGAAGAUCUCUCUCAGUCUGAUCCAAUGGUUCCUGCAAUGAAUAAUCGUCAUGUGACUAUGGCUGAAAGAAUGACGCCACAGAAAUGUGUUUUCAGCAACAUAAGUCCAACCAGCAGUUUUGGAGGCAGGACAUCUCAGGUGCCAAGCACAUUUGCUAUUGAGCAAGAAAAUGAACAAUUAUGGAAAAAGCUCAGUACACUUAGAGAGGACAAUGCCCGUUUGGUGUCCCAGAAUCACAGUUUGGUACGCGAGAUUGAAAGUAUACAAGCGGAGCUGACUCAGUCAAAAGUUAAAUUUUGUCAUCUUGAACCAUCUAUUAAUGAAAAGGCACUCCAUAUUUCUCAGCUAAAUGAAGAUAUCUUGGGUUUGGAGGCAGAAGUAGAGGCUCAAGAGAAAGUUCUCAGAGUUGCAGAGGAAAAAUUAGAAGAAAGUCAAUGGGUGGUGGCUGAGAAGGAAAAACUCUUGGAAAAGUUAUCUGAUGAAUGCAAAAGAGUAAAGAAUGAACUCUACGAACAAAGUCGACGAAGAAAAAGAGCUGAACAACAAAGAAAUGAAGCGCUUUAUAGUGCUGAGGAACUUUCUGCUGCUUUCAAACAAUAUAAGGAAAAGACCACGGAAGAGCUUUUAAUGUUUCAAGCCAAUGAACAGGAAUUGCAGAGGCGUCUGGAUCAGUAUGACAAGGACAGAGUAGAGUUAUUUGAGAAAUGUACGAUAUUCGAAAAAGAGUUGGAGAGCAAGAAUGAGGAAAUGAGGAUCAUAAUGGGACAGUCUUGUGAUGUGAAGUUGGUUCAGCAUGAUCUGGAGGCUAAAAAUGCAGGCUUGUUUUCAGUUUUGUCUGACUCCAAAGAAAAGAUUAAGAUGUUAGAAAGUGAACUCACUGAUAAAGAGGCUAUUUUAAAAGAGAGUGAUGCCUUGAGGGUUGAGAAUGCAGGACUAAGAGGACUUACAACUUCCCAAAGUGAAAAAUUGCUUCAGGUAAAUAAAGAACUCGAGGUUGCCAAAUUGGAGGUGAAGAACUUGGAGUCAAUUUUACAACUGGAUCAGACACAAAGCGAAGAGAUAGAUAGUGGUACAUUUGGUAGAGGAGUUGCAAAUUUAAGCUCCUUGAAUGCCUUCUCGAACAGAAAAGAGAAUGGGAUGAAGGAUUCCAAAUUAAAUGCUGAUUCAAGUGAUUCCAUUGUUACAGAUCUCAGCAUUAAAUUAGCCAUGAAAGAUGCUGAAAUUCAAAAGUUGAAGUCAAGCCUGAUGAACAGCAAAUUCUCAACACAAGAAUGUGGUGACAUUUUGGGUAAAAGUUGUGUUUUGUUGGAUAGAGGAAGUCCAGAACUAAUGUCAAACAGAAAUAAGAAAGAUGACAGAAGGUCCAUGGAACGGCACUUAGAAGAGGAGCGAUGUAGGCCAAUAGAAGUUGAGAAGCUGCAGGCACAAUUACUAGAUGCUGAGGCUACAAUUUCAAUGUUACAGACUCAGUUGACUGAACAGAUAAAUAACUUCGAGCAGAUACAAGAGCAACUUUCGGAAAAAAGCACAUACAUUGGGAAUGUGGAAGAGGAGCUGAGGAAAACAAAAAGUCAGCUUGCCAUAAUGGAGAAACAGUUGGAGGAGAAAACCAUUGUUUGCACAACAAAUGCAGUCAAAACAAUCGAACAUGAACAAGAGAUUGCGGAAAAGAGUAAAGAAAUAAUCAAAUUGGAAAAAUUCAUAGCAGAACAACAUCAGGAAAAUAUUUUUGCAUGUGAACAUAUAAAGAAGAUUCAAACUGAACAGUAUCAAGAACUCGAGCAACAGAUUGAAAUUCUUCAAAGUCAACUGGAAGAGAAAGAGCAACAGUUGAAAAAACAGAAGCAAACAAUAUCAAAUGUACAGGAAGAGAUCAGUGCCAAGCAAAGCAGAAUUGAAUCAUUGGAAUUCCUCCUUGAGGAAGCCAAAGAGGAAAUAAAGAAACAAGAUAACAGAAAUAAUGCUGCGUUAAAAAGCUUACAAAAUCAAACCGAUGAAGAAGCUUCCAAAGUUAAGGAUUUGGAAAAUGCAUUAGCAAUUUCUAAGGAGGAACUGAAAAUUCAGUCACAACAGUUUGAAGAUAUCAGGGAACAACAAAAAAAGCAGAUAGAGAAGAAGUCUGAAGAGGUACUUUGUCUGCAGAAACAGUUAAAAAUAUCUGCAAUCAAUCUGAAGGAGAGUAAUGAGCAGAAUAUGCAACUCCAGCAGACCUUGGUACAGUAUCAACAAAUGUUGCAGCAAGGGACAGCUAGAAUUGGAGAGCUGGAAGACCACCAGGCAAUGUUAGAAAGACAGGUUUCUCAACUGGAGCAAGAAUUAUAUAAACAGAAAAUGGCCUAUACUGAUGAGCUCUCAAAAACCGAAGGAAAGCUUUUAAAGGCAUAUGAUGGCCAAGAUUCCAAACACCAGCAGGUGGUUGAACUUACCAGUGCUCUGAAGGAAAUAAAGACUGCGAUGGAUAAAUGCAAAGAUGAAACUACUGCACUGGAAAAAGAACUUCUUCAAUUGAGACGUGAUAGUGCAAACAAGGAUAUUCAGCUUAACCAGCUGGAAAUGACUUUGCGUAAUACACAGAUCGAAUUGGACAAGAAGUCUGACCAAGUGCUUGAUCUGGAAGAAAAUCUUCACAAGAUUGAGACAGACCGAAGAAAUGCUUUGCAGGAAAAUCAGAAGAUAGAAGCACAGUUGAGGAAUGCACACAGUGAAUUACAUGACACUUUAAAUCAGCUGAAAGAGCUACGAGAUGUCCUUCAAACAGCUCAGAAUAACAUGGAGGAUAAAAAGAAUGUUAUUGAAGAGCUCACACGUGAAAUUCGGCAAUACAAAAAUGAAUUACAGGACAGAAAUGUGAAAAUCAUUGAGAUGGACCAGGCACUCAAGGACAGGCAAUGGGAGCUCCAACAGAGAGCAGCUCAGCUCACACAAUUGGAUAUGAAUGUUCAUGAGCACAAGACAGAGAUGGAGCAGAAAAUGAUCUGUUUACAAAGUUCUUUGGAGAAAUCUGAGUUGAAUGUUAAGGAGCAUACUAAACAGGUGGAGACUUUGGAUGGAAAACUACAGCUUAUACAAGAAGAGUUGCGUGAAAAAGACUUUAAACUACUACAAAAGGAGCAACAAAUAAAUCAGCUGAAAAGUGAAGUUGAAGGAAAGGAUGUGCAGAUUGAUAAAUAUGAGCAGAUGCUGAAAGAUAAGGAUCAGUGCAUUGUGAAACAGCAAAAGGAUGUAUUUGAUGAAAGCCAACAAGUACGGAUAGUCCAUGAGCAAAUGCAGCGCUGUCACCUGGAACUGAGGGAGUGUCAGCAACACCUAGCACAGACAAAAAGAGAGGUAGAACGUGUCUCUGUUGAGCUGGACGAAACUAUUAGACUGUCUCAAGAAAAGGAAGCCUGUGCUGCUCAUCUUGCAGCAGAACUGGGAGCUGCUCAAGCUCGGGAGACCCAACUAGAAAACAGGAUGCAGGCAGAGACAAAGAAGUUAAAAGAAUUUAUUAAACAUUUGAAUAAUACUCAUCAGAGAGAAAUCUCUAUCCUUAGAGAACGAAAUGCACACUCUUUACCAACUAUUAUAGAGACUUCUGAAAUCCAAAAAUCAAGUGACCAACUGCUGCAAUUGAACCAGGAUCUAGAAAAGGCUCAGGAAUGUAUUCUUCAUCUGGAGUCAGAACUUAAGAAUCAAAAGGAGGUGAUAAAUGCUGCGGAAGAAAGCCUCAUCAUUAAGGAAUCGGAAAUAGCAAGACUCCAAGUCAAAAUUUCUGGAUUUGAAAGAGCUAUGAGUAAACAGCAGCUGCAAUCUCCCACAUUAGAGGCUCAAAAUGAAUCCAAUAAUAGAAAAGACUAUACAUCACAACUGAAGAGUUUUUACCCUCUGACCAGAAACAUGAACAGACCUUUCAGUGCUCAUGAUACAUAUGGCACUGAUAUUGGUUCAGCAUUACAGUCCCUGAAUUACUCUAACAGGAUUCGUGAAACACUUGAGCAGUCUUUUAUUGAGGAGAGUAUCAGUUUCGAUGAUACAAUGGAUGCGUCUUGUGCAGGGAAGUCAGAGAACACAACUUUAUUCAGUCAGUCUGCCAAUUCAGAAGCUGAAGAAAAUUUAGAGCUCACUAAUCUGAUUAGUAAUAGUAACAUGGAUACUCUAAGUGAAAUGUUGAAUCAACUAAUUGCCAUGGAACAAACUAGUACUAAAUUGGACUCUCCAGUUAACAAGUCAUCAGGCUUAUCUAAUGAGCAGAUUACAUCAAAACCGGAGGAUUGUUCAACAGGAAUGUACAGAAUUCAAGAUCAGGACAGUGCCCAUUGUAACCUUACAGAGGCUGAUUUAAAUGUGCAAAGUCAUAUGCCUGUGCCAUUGAAAUAAUCCCAGAAAGCCAUUUUCUUCAUCCUCAGUCAUGACUCGUGCUCAAUAUUCCUACUGAAUACACUUCAGAGAAGACUACUGGAUGUCUUAAUGACUUAUAUAUCCAGUUCAUGAAAUUUUAUGAAGUGAAAACAGUUUGGAAACUUCAAAGGUUCAAGGAUGCUUAAUUAAUUUAUUUUGUGGACCAUUUGCAUGUAGCUGUCACUUUUUGGUUUAUCUUCAAUGAUCUGUUGUAUUAUGACUGAACUUUCUCAACAAAAGCAGUCACACGAAUAACAUCAACUAAAGGAUUAAGAUAAAGUUUGGAAGAGCGAUCAGUAAGCUUACUAUCCAGUAAUAUUAGUAUGAAGUAUGCAGAUGUGAUAGUAAAGCAGUGACGUGAUCUUUAUUCCAAAAGAAGCUUUGAAAAUAAAGAUUGCCUAAAUUCAUAUUGUUUUGCUGGUAAUUGAUGUAAGUGGGUGUUGAAAAUUUCAUUUUUUUAAAUGUUAAUAAACAUUUUGUUUUUAGAGAAGUGAAACAAAUGUAUUUCAUUGAAAUAUUUUUUCUAUGUAAAAUAAAUGCUCCUUUCUGUAUUGCUAUGCUUAUUUUCAUCCUUUACAAAAAUGCUAGGCUGGUGUAGACUGCCAUGUUGUCCAUGAAUGUUUGAGCUCCUACUAAAUUUAAUUCAGUCGGAGGGGGUGAGUCUCUUUAACAGCUGUAAUCUUUGGAGUGAAGUUUGAAUGGGAAUUCCAGGAUUUUGGCCCAAUGACAAUGAUGAAGUGGUGAUAUAUGUCCAAGUCUGGAUGUUGAUUGGUCUGGAAGGGGAAUUCCAGGUGUUGUUUCCAUUCAUCUGCUGACCUUGUCCUUCCAGGUGGUAAAGGUCGCAGCUUUGGAAGGUGCUGUCACAGAAGCAUUGAUGAAUUAUUGUAGUGUAUCAUGUAGAUGGUCACAUUUGUGGCACUGUGUGCCACUGUAGAAAAAGUCAAUGUUUAAGAUAGUGGAUGGGAUGCCAAACAAGUGGGCUGUUUUGCUUUGGGUAGUAUCAAGCUUCUUGAGUGUUGCUGAAAUUGCACUUCUCCCGGCAAGUGGAGUGUAUUCUAUCACAUUCCUGACUUGUACCUUGCAGAUAAUCAACAGGAUUUGGGGGAGUCUGGAGCUGAGUUAUUCACUGCAGAAUUCUGAGCCUCUGACACAUCCACUUCCUGGUUACUGGUUUUCCCCACAAUGUUGAUAGUGGAGUAUUUAUCACUGGUAAUGAUGAUCAUACUGUGGGGCAGUGGUGAUAUAAAAACAAAUAAGUAAAAUGAAAAUGGAGCAAGGAAUAUGUUCCAGCUAAUUUUUGUUCAGCUUAGAGAUUUCUCAAUUUCAAGCACUCAAUCAGUUGUCACUAAGAAGUAGAGAACGUAAGGGAGUCAGUGCUCACUUUGUGUCAGUAAUUCAAGGGGAGCAUGCUGCACAUCAGAUUAUUUCCGUUUUGCUUAAUAUUUCCUCAUUUUGUUUUCAGCUUCUCUGAUUAGGAAGACAGCUUUAAGAUCUAUAUACGAUCAUGUCCAUGUCAUGGGAACUGUUCCUACAUAAGGAUGAUAAUGCUUCAUUUGUGAUU
Chiloscyllium plagiosum (whitespotted bambooshark) is the source of this 6296-nucleotide messenger RNA. It is a transcript of the gene ccdc18, whose product is annotated as coiled-coil domain containing 18. Lineage: Eukaryota; Metazoa; Chordata; Chondrichthyes; Orectolobiformes; Hemiscylliidae. The record is from RefSeq and is a predicted model, not a curated record.